Messenger RNA from Suillus subaureus, 3260 nucleotides. RefSeq lists its product as uncharacterized. The coding region runs from base 136 to 3144 and encodes 1002 amino acids. The transcript has 9 exons. Gene Ontology annotation, cellular component: chromosome. Gene Ontology annotation, molecular function: metal ion binding; chromatin insulator sequence binding. The record is from RefSeq and is a predicted model, not a curated record. Lineage: Eukaryota; Fungi; Basidiomycota; Agaricomycetes; Boletales; Suillaceae. Gene Ontology annotation, biological process: regulation of transcription by RNA polymerase II.
CCCACGCCUCCAGAAGGUCCGUCUUCGCCGCUAACAUGUGCCAAAGUCGUGUGCAAGCGAACGUUGUACAUGUAUAAGACGUGGUAGGACUAGCAGAAUCCGCACAAUUUCCAUUCCCCUCCUUAUUCCAGCACUAUGCCAUUCUGUCCAUUAUGCCCGCCUGGUACCCAAGCCAUUUUAACUGGGUUAGAAGCGCACAUUAAAUUGAAGCAUACGGUAGCGGGGAUAAGUUGUACACUCUGCCAACAAGACUUCAAGAAUAGUGCUGCGCUGAUACAACAUCUUGCAUCCAAGAGGCACCACAAGUGCAGAUCGGGAUGUUCUCUGACAUUCAUGACAACCUCCGAGCUCAGCACGCACAUUAAGGUGGAUCACAACCCAGGAUCUAAAGACCCUCCUGCAGCUACCAGUAAAGUCGAAACUACAAUCCCUAGGUCAGCCACGUUCCCCUGUAGCCCCUGUGGCAUGGAAUUUGUUAGUUCCGAAGCGCUCCAGCACCACAUGCGUGUAGACCAUGCACCUAAAAACCCAUGCCCAUCUUGUUAUCAAAGUUUCUCCUCAUCUAGCGCCCUUGACGAACACCGGUCGAUCAGCCAUCCUGUACCCAAAGUACAAGCCAGCGUUUCUUCGGGAUGUCCCAUGUGCAAACAAACAUUCUCCUCCGCAGACGACCUGUCUCGUCAUAUUCUCGCCGCCCAUCCUCUCGGAGUAUCGGCCGGGAAGGUGUAUCCUUGCCUUUUAUGCCACCGCACGUUCUCAAAGAUGUCUAAGCUUACUGCCCACAAUGAUACUGCUCACCCCCCCGGGCCUGUUUGUACCAUUUGUCGGCUCAAAUGCCCGUCUCAAAAUGUUCUUGAUGAUCAUGUCGCCGCGGUGCAUACACGCGCGCUCUGCAGCUGCGGGGGAUGCGAUGUGGCGUUUACCUCCGACGAGGGGCUACGCCACCAUUACUUGCAGUCUUCAAAGGAUGCCCACCCGAAAUGUGUCGAGUGUGAUCUCGGGUUCGAAAACGACGCAGAAUAUGCAACGCAUCGCCAAACAUCCCACCCGGAGCCGCCCCGCCCUAUUUCUCCACCAGCUUCUUAUCACUGUGCCUUGUGCAACAAAGUCUUCAAGCUUCAAUUAGCACUGGACGACCACACGGCCGCGAAACACUCUGUCACCUGUGGAAUAUGCGAAUUCGUUUGUCCGGAGGAGGAAGUCCUCCAGGAACACAUCGCCUCGGCGCACUCAUGCCCUGUUUGUCAUGAGGGUAUCUUCGCAAACACAGACCUUUUAAACGAGCACCUCGCAGACCAUGCCACUCCCUAUCGUUGUGAAGUCUGCCAAGCGAGGUACGCCGAGGAAGAAGGCCUACGUCAGCACUACAAAGACUCUUCAGAUGACACACAUCCGUCUUGUACGAGAUGUGACCUGGGAUUUCAAGAUGCAGACGAAUACCAUAAUCACACAGAAACGGUUCACCCUCGGGUAUCUUGUCCACUGUGUGAUGGAGCAUUAUUUGAUCCUGGGGAGCUUUCUUUGCACUACUUGACAUCGCGCAACCACCCCGCGUGCGACAAAUGUCAAAUCGGAUUCAGUGAUCAAGCUGAAUUUGCUAUGCACGGCGCAACAGAACAUCCAGAAGCAUACUGCCACCUGUGCCGGUGGCAGUUUGAGUGCUCCGAGUCGUUGCAAAACCAUAUCCGACACUUCGUGGCGCACCCCAAGUGCAUGGAUUGUGAGCUGAGAUUCGCAGAUGCGGAUACCUAUCAACAUCAUCUGUUUGUCGUGCAUAGGCCACGCAGUAGCGAGCCUGCGACACGGCAAGAUUUCGAUCCCGAUGCUUUGGAUAAUGGUGACGGAGUAGUUCAUUCCGAAAAGCGCUUUUCUAAUUCCUUUUCUCCCGAUCGAGUCGACUCGACAUGGGGUUUUUCUGUUAAUUAUGACUUCCCCUAUGCCCCGUCUAUCCCCUUGCCCCCGAGUACUAGUGGAUACUCCAGCCCUCUGUCCCAGAGGGUUUUGACACGAUCGAGCGUAGGAUCGCGGUCGUCAUCCAGGACGCUUUCACCACCUCCGAUCUGCAACAUCAAAGUCGCACAACUGGAGACUGAGCAUACCGUGGACCAUUCCGACUCGCCAGAUUUUGAGCACUCGCCGCUUUCCAAUAUACCUGCAGUUGGUACACCGUUGAUAUCAAGCACAGACUUCCGUAGCCCCUUCAGUCCGCGCCCGGACCCUCCGGCACUUUUUUCUCCUUCUCAGGAGCUGAAUGGCACUAGUCACAGCGAUGAAGAAUCUAUAGCCUCUGCAAGAUCACCUGAGACAAGCUCUCCCGUGAUAAAACUUCCCGAGAACGGCACAUCGCCUGUGUCGAGCUCUGGCUGGUCCACAUUAAGUGGCGACGAUGCGUCGAGGAUGGCAGCCAAAUCAGAGGAUUCACUCAGUCAUCGGCCAGUGGGCCCUGCUGUGCCGAUGCUUCGGUUGCAAGUACCUGUGCCUAAUGGCACUUCUCAGACAGCCAGUAUUUCGAGGACACCAAGCUCCAUUUCCCCCGAGUCUGCAGGCAUUGAUAUUUCUGCGAAUGUGACCCCCGAUUACUUGCGGGAAGCUCGUGCAUAUCUUGCUGUAACUCAUCCAGGACAGGCACCUGCGACUGCGAACCACGUCCACAGCCCGGCCAUGGCGUCCCCUAGUUUGACUUCAAUCGGCCUCACCGCAGCCUCUCGCGAGCGACGCCGUGAAGUACGAUUCGAGGAUAGUAUCAUGUCGGAGCCGCUGUGGGAUAACCAAUCAUCUGACUCGACCGAUUCCUCGUUCGAUCCUCCUGUGCUUCAAAACAGGCGAAAAUAUUGCGUACAAAAGAAAUCAGGUGCCAGUAAACUUCCUCGUUUUGCACCACUCAAGACGGGACGAGUCGCGGGAAGGAACGGGAUUAAUCAUUUAACGAAUGGCACGAGUUCUCUCUCUCCCUAUCAUUGCAGGAUUUGUCGACGAGAGACAUGCGAGGAUCUGACGACGACGACUUGUGGGCACUUGUUUUGCAAUGCGUGCAUCACAGAUGCGGUGAUACGAGACUCGCGAUGUCCCGUAUGUAAGAGUGCGGUUUUGCUUUAUUGCUUGUUCCGCAUCGACACCACCGUGGCCCACCAUGACUCAGAGUGACUGAUGAUAAGUAGUCAACAUAUGUAGUAUCCGGGUCUUGCCUGUCUGUCGUUCAUUGUUGUGAAGUACCGAUUUCGACGCCGGUAGUCAUUCUAUAAAAACCCUUGCACAAGUUA